UAUUUUAAAAGUAAAGGGCAAAAAAUUCGUUUAACAAUGUGUGACACACAUCUUGAAUGACUUUCCCUAGAUAUUGUAGCGUAAACAAGAACAGCAUAUAAGUAUUGAUUUUCUGAUCCUUCACGAAUUACUCAGGAAAAGUAUUGAAAGACAAAAUGCCUUCAGAGAGGGAACAGUUGAACUUGGUGUUGAUACCUCUGUUGUCACCAGGACACAUAAUUCCCAUGAUUGACAUGGCCAAAGUGUUGGCAGGGCAUGGUGUGACAGCAACUAUCAUUACCACAGUCAAGAACGCCGGUCGUUUCAAUGCAGGAAUCGAUCGUGUAGCUGCGUCCGGACUCCCCAUUCGACUUCUUCAAGUCCCAUUUCCAUGUGAGAAGGUUGGAUUGCCCAGGGGAUGUGAGAGUCUAGAUAAUCUACCGUCCUACGACUUAGUAAGGAACUUCUUCGAUGCAAUUGAUAUGCUGCAGCAGCCAGUUGAAAAGAUGAUUGAAGAGCUAAUUAAGCCAAGUCCAUGCUGCAUCAUCUGUGAUAAAUAUAUCGCCUGGACCGCACAAACAGCUCGUAGAUUCCGGAUUCCAUGGAUUUCUUUCGACGGCAUGAGUUGUUUCACUCAACUGUGCAUUCAUAAUUUGCAGAUGACUAGAAUUUACGAGGGCAUCUCUGAGGGGCAGCCUUUUGUUGUGCCUAAUAUGCCGGACAAGAUUGAAUUUACUAGAGCUCAGCUUCCAGGAGUGUUUAAUCCGGGCAGCUCCAUGGCAGAUCUGAAAGGUAUUCGAGAGCGGGUGGAAGCAGCUCAAGUAGAAGCAUAUGGGGUGGUUGUCAACAGCUUUGAGGAAAUGGAACAAAGAUAUGUACAUGAAUUCCGAAAAGUGAAGGGGGGUAAAGUUUGGUGCAUUGGGCCUUUAUCAAUGAGCAACAAGGAAAACUUGCAUAAAAUUCAGAGAGGAAGUGAAGCUGGCUCUUUCGAUGAAGACCUGUGCUUGAAAUGGCUGGACUCGAGGCAGCCAGGGAGUGUAAUAUACGCAUGUCUUGGGAGUCUCGGCCGCCUCGCUCUUCAGCAGUUCACAGAGCUUGCGUUAGGACUGGAAGAAUCCAAUCAUCCGUUUAUAUUAGUUGUAAAAGAAGAAAAGAAAGAAGAUACUGAGAGGUGGAUUGCAGAAGAUGGAUUCGAGGAAAGAACAAAAGGGAGAGGCCUUCUGAUAACAGGGUGGGCGCCUCAGGUACUAAUCUUAUCUCAUCCAGCAAUUGGCGGAUUCUUGACACACUGCGGUUGGAACUCAACCCUUGAAGCAGUUUCUGCUGGUGUGCCGAUGAUUACAUGGCCUUUGUUUGCUGAGCAGUUUUUCAAUGAGAGGCUAGUGGUUCAAAUCUUGGACAUUGGAGCCAGUGUCGGAGCUAAAGCUGUAAGGCACCUGGGAGAGGAAGAGAAGUCCGGAGUAAGUGUUACAAGGCAUGAAAUCCAGAAGGCCAUCAGCAAGGUAAUGGACGGGGGAAUAGAUGGAAAAGAAAGAAGGAAAAGAGCGAAACAAGUAGGGGAGAUGGCCAAGAUGGCAGUGGAAGAAGGGGGAUCUUCUGACCUCAACAUUGAACUGCUAAUACAAGAUAUUAUGCAGCUAGCGUAGCGAACAAAGCAACAAUCCAAUCUCAUUUCAAGGGAUGAAAUUUGGAACAACCAUAUUUUGAUCCACAGAAAUAACACAAGCUGCAGAACAUGCACUCAUUUUCCAUU
Messenger RNA from Coffea arabica (coffee), 1732 nucleotides. Its product is annotated as UDP-glycosyltransferase 73C3-like. NCBI's taxonomy places the organism in Eukaryota, Viridiplantae, Streptophyta, Magnoliopsida, Gentianales, Rubiaceae. Gene Ontology annotation, molecular function: UDP-glucosyltransferase activity. The record is from RefSeq and is a predicted model, not a curated record.